GAUCACUUGUGAAGUUCAAUUCCUAUCGCCUCUUCCUUGACUUUGAACCUCUCCCUCUCCUCCUCCUCCUCCUCCUUCCUUCCUUCCUUCGCUGCAACAGGCAAAUUUUGUUGGAGAAGGGAAGAAGAUGGCUGCAGAUGUCAGCUCCACGGUUGGGUAUAUGAGCGGGUUCAACAAGGAGGAGAGCAAGCACGUCAGAGGAGGAGGAGGAGGAGGAGGAGGAGGAAACGAGAAGCCGACGGCUCCCGUCACGCGCGACUUGCUCGGUGGGCUCCACGAGAUUGAGUCCCACGAGCUCGACCUCGACUUGCAGGUCCCCGCGGGCUGGGAAAAGCGUCUCGAUUUGAAGUCAGGAAAAAUCUACAUUCAAAGGUGCAACUCGCUGAGUUCAUCGUCUUCGUCCGAUCACAAGCGCCAAGCCGAGCAAACUCUCACCAAGCUCCAAGACUUGAACUUCCCUCCCUCACCAUCAAAACCCUUGCUGAACCUCUUUGAUGACGCUUGCUUAGACUUGAAGCUGAUGUCGCCGUCUCCGUCGCUGCCUUCGUCCUGCAGCUACCAGAGCGUGUGCACUCUUGACAAAGUAAAGUCUGCGCUAGAGAAAGCAGAGCGAGAACCAAUCAAGAAGAGCUCGCCGGCCUUUUGGAGAUCGCCGUCCUCGUCAUCGUUAUCGCCUUCUAAUUCGUCCUCAUCAUCUUCGAUCAGAGAAAAGCACCGAGAGGCAAACGACGAGAAGGUGUCGCCAGCCACAGUGGCUGCAGGAUGCCCGAGUUGCUUGCUCUACGUGUUAAUCUCGACAGGCAAUCCAAAGUGCCCGAGAUGCGAUAUGAUGGUACCAUUGCCGAGCUUAAAGAGACCUAGGAUCGAUCUCAACAUGUCAAUGUGAGGAGGAUCGUAUUUCAAUCUGUAAAUGAUGGACGAGAUGGGUCCUUUUUAGAUAUAUUUAGUGGGAGGUUUUAGUGCAAUAUGGCGCCUGUAAAUUUAGCCUUCGAGCAUAUGCUCUGCUUAGUCUGGAUGAUAGGAUUUCAUAAUAGAGCAAGUGUUUAUUCGGACU
Molecule: messenger RNA, 1054 nt
Organism: Rhodamnia argentea
Lineage: Eukaryota; Viridiplantae; Streptophyta; Magnoliopsida; Myrtales; Myrtaceae
Exons: 2
Coding region: 128-886 (252 amino acids)
Source: RefSeq, a predicted model, not a curated record